Molecule: messenger RNA, 4890 nt
Organism: Penicillium vulpinum
Lineage: Eukaryota; Fungi; Ascomycota; Eurotiomycetes; Eurotiales; Aspergillaceae
Product: Armadillo-like helical
Exons: 8
Coding region: 1-4890 (1629 amino acids)
Biological process (GO): tRNA methylation
Cellular component (GO): cytosol
Source: RefSeq, a predicted model, not a curated record
AUGGAAGAUCUUGCGCAGAAAGUGCAAUUGUUCUCGGAGAAAACCCUCCGAGAUAUCGCUAAAGGCCCAUUGGUGAAAUUCACACUGACAUGCCAAGACACUGAAAAGGUGAACCGGGUAUGGCAGUCGUUGGUUAAUACGCUAUCGACAGCAUCUAUCUCGCCACCUCAUUCUGCAGAGGCAUGCAAUGCUGCCUCUGCUUUUAUUGAUGCUGCCAUCAAGUCACAAUGUGAUGCAACCCAACAGUUGAUUCUAUCACAAGAAGCAUGGCUGUCGAUAUUUGAUAUUUGUUUGACUCGAUAUGAAGACGCAAAGCCAAAGCCCAUUAAGAAACUCCUCGCCUCAAUCACUGCCAUCUUAGCCAAACGUCACCAAGGAACGACGAGGGCAACUCUUCAAAGUUCAAUUAUUGAUGCGCUAAUUCCCAGCAUUGUGCUUGGGGAGCCUCAAACUCGACUUAAAGGAUCUCUGGUGUUUUUGGAAACAUUCAUCAGAAAGGAUGCUUUGUUGCCCAGCGAAUUUAUCCCUUUGAUUCGACAGUGGCUUUUGAAGAAUACAGAUAGAUGGCCGACGCUGUUUGCCAAUGAUCAUGAGACUCUGUCUCUAGGCGAAUCAGGCCCCGCUUUUGAUACUGCAUCUGGCCGCCUCUCCGAUGAACUAGCAGCAAGGAUCUUUGUUCUAGGGCUCCUGAUCCAAACUAACAACAGAACAAUGGCCGUGGCAGCUGGAAACUUACUGGCGAUGUUGAUCCAGAAGAUGAAGCCUGGAAACUCGUCGGAAAAGCUGUCAGCGAUGUGGGUAACCCCAGUGCGACGCACAGCCUUACAAAACAUAGAAACGUUGGAAGACGUAUCCAAUAGGCUCCUGGAGCCUCUGUUUACUAUUGAUCCCAAUGGCUUCAAGAUUUUCCUUGACACCCUCCCAGUCAAGAGCCUUCUCAAAGGUGAUAUGACCGAUGCGCCUGAGGCAGAGUAUAUGGUUCUUUUUGCUGCUCUACAGAUCGGCAAGAAGAUCAACUUAGUCCAUGAAGAUUAUAUUUUCAACGUUGGCAAAAUGAAAAUCGAUGAAAAUAAGGUGCUGAUUAUGAAGAGCGACGUGAUCGGCAACUUUCUCUUGCACCGCGAGGCCAAUAUCCGUAUAGCCGCUCUCUCACUGUUAAUUACAGCAUUUUCCACAGUAAAGCCAUUUACAGUGGGGGCAACGAAGGCCAUCCUUCUAGGACUACCCUCUAUGCAUGCUGAAUCUGACGCAUAUACCCGAGGAGAAGUUCUAAGUUUGACACGUAAAUUUUUUGUUCGUCUAAGGGGUGGCAUUGUCAAAGACGAAGAUGCUGUCUUACAUACAGAGAAAACAGCCAGCAAGCCAGCUCAAGGUCAGGUCAGAAAUGAAGCUGAAACCACUGAGUUCCUCAAGGCAUACCUCAAGUUAUUAGGUGAUGAUUUGCGUCUGGCGGCAUCAUAUCCGCGCCAUAUCACGGCUCUCAAAGCUCUAAAGCUCCUACUGGACUCCGGUCUUGAUCCACGGAUAGAGGUCAAGCUUCAAAAAUCAGAGAUGGAAAAUCUUUGGAAAGUCCAGGUCGAAGUGUUUGAUGCUCACCUACUCCGGUUGUUGAUUGAUCUCCUGCUGGAUCCAUUUGAGGAAGUCCGACAAACUUCGCUUUCGAUCUUGAGUUUGUGCCCUCGGGAGAUUCUGCUCAACGGAUUGCACAAUAAGACGGACCAGCAGUCGGCUGUUGGCAUGCGGUUGACAGACGCAAUUACUCGAGCGGAAAGCCUAGCAAGUAACACUAGCAGAGCUGAUCACGCUGAUACUGUUGCUCGUUUAUACCACAUCAUAUUUUGCGCGGCCCUGCCAGCCAACUCCGGUCAACCGGCUUCUGAUUGGUGGACAACCAAGGCAUCGGUUGUCGACACAAUUUUGAAAAAGCUCGAGGAACGUCUUCUGGAUUCAAAGACCCUUUUCAACCCCGUCAUGCGCGAGGCGCCACUUCAUGGAUAUACGUCCGGCCUUAGGUAUAUCGUCCUUAUGCCAAGCUUCCACUCCCUGAUAUCUGAUGAGUCGGGAUCCGCUGCUUGGCGGUCUGUCCAUAACCGCAUUGUUGCAAUUUGCGAUAAGAUCUGGCUUGAGGCGAAGCCUUUGCUUUGUAUCGAUUCACCCGAAGGUCACUCGGAUGAGCCCACCGAGGACCUGAAUGUGGGACCCAAGGAUGCCCUUUCUUAUUCCUGGAGAUCUCUUCGUGAAGCAAGUCUUCUGCUCCAUGCUACUAUGGUAAACACUAGCUACGGACCAAGUGGAAACGACGGACUCAAUUGGACGGAUUUUUCAAACAUUGGAAGUGUGAGCUUCACACAGCUGGCUGAACUCCGCCAUCGAGGUGCAUUCUCCAACGUCUCGCAGACAUUUGCGACGUGCUGUCAGCGAUGCAGCUCCUCAAAGGAUCCGUCGAUCCGAGAACUUCAUAAGACCUGGUACCAGGAAGCUAAGUCGACUAUUUUUGACUCGGCAUCUAAACUUACCCGUCGAUCUGCUGGUUUGCCUGCAUUGGUAACAGGAAUUGUUGGUUCCGAUCCCGGAACUCCAUUCUUCAACGAGGCCAUUAAUGAACUCCACGAAAUCUCAUCCCUUUCUGUAGAUUACGACAAAGAGAGACAGUACUUGGAGCUGCCCCAGGUCCAUGCAAUGAAUUGCCUGAAAGAUAUCUUUACGAACGCGAAACUUGGCCCCUUUACCGAGCCAUUUAUCAUGAAGGCACUGACGUUGUCCGCCGAACGCCUAGGGUCGCCAAUCUGGGCCCUUCGAAAUUCCGGACUGAUGCUCUUCCGUGCCCUACUCACAAAAAUGUGUCGGGUCAUUCCCGGCGCUGGGCCAGGCUUUGGAGGAAACUCAGGCUCAGAGCCAGGAUCCCGGAUAACAUUCCCCAAGUAUCCUGGUCUGCUUGAACUGCUCUCUGGUCUUCUCACAACGCAGGGUGAAGCAGCGGAGGGCACUGAAAUUAUUACUGAGCGGGUGUUCCCCGCACUGGAACUCGUUGGUGAUAAAGUCCCAAGCUUAGAUGAUCCUACUGAUAAGAUGCUACGCGGAUUGGUUCUUGAACACCUGAGCAGCCCGGUUUGGGGUGUUAGAGAGCAUGCAGCUCGCGUAUAUGCGUCUUUGCUCAUUCGACAAAAUAUUCCGGAAGAAUUAUGCACCCUUGUUACGCUUCCCUCGAAAAUUACCGAGAAUUAUGUUCAUGGUGUUGCUUUGUGUGCGCGAUAUGCUCUUCGUCGAUACUCCUUCACAACUGAUGAUUUCUGGACAUCGAACCUUGAUGUACUUUUCAGGACGUUGCGCACUGUAUUAGGGUUCCUGUUCCACGUUGGAAAAUCGCCGACUGUGGCAAGCGAACUUGGUGAAAUUCUCAAUGGCACACUUGAGCGGGCGAUCCAAGCGCAGAGUGAAAAGCAAGUUCUUCCCUUCAUCAACGAGAUGUUCGAGGUUCACGACCUCGAUAAGAUUUUGAGAUUUGUUUUCGACGCUUCCCAGGCAGGGUGGGACCUCUCAAGUGCUAGCCGAGCAUCUGCCCUUCUUAGAAGAGCACUUGCUUGGUGCACAACAUUGAAAAUGCUUACUUCCCAGCAGUGGGAGCAGCUCCCAGCAUUCUUCACUGGAGUGUCACAAUUCGAUGCAGAUGUCGCUCGUUGGAUUUUGGAGCAACUCCAUGAGUCAGUUGGCGAAGACGAGCGGUACAGACAGCCAUUGGCCGCCUUGUAUUCAUCUGUGGUUUUGGGAGAUAACAGUCCUCGCGUGAAAACAAUGGCCGCGUCAAACUUGGCUUCAAUUAUGGAGAACUUAACAUCGUCACAGUUCGAUUCAGUGUCAAGCCUGGAUCUUCCAUGGGAUGCCAUCGCAAAUAGCUUCCGCCCCCAUACAGAUAUCACUACCUGGAACCGAGACGCAACAGACGCUGAGCUACGACUUCGGGGCUGUCUACUAGCCAUUCGGUUAUCUGUUGAUCAAUCAGUUUCGUCCUCAUUUGAAGGCGAUGUCCGCAGCUGGACCAUCAAGCUUCGCUCUGCCUUGAGCGAGGAGACUGAAUUCACUACCCGUUUUGCUGCAGUCACAUCUGUAAGCAGCUUUUCACGGGCUCUUAGAUGCUCCGGUGCCCAGCCAUGCGUGGAUGCAGUGUUGCUGGAUGUCUAUCUGGUCUUGUAUGACAUGCUCAAUGAUGACGACGAUGAAAUUCGUGAUGUUGCAGCAUCAGCUGCCUCUUGGGUUUUGUCCCACUCAUCCGUUUCACCUGACGCUGAUGUGACCCUGGCACCUCUCAAUGCAAGCUCCCUGCUUGCCGACUUCAUUAUAGAUAACUAUUCAGAUUCGGCACUCCUCGGGCAACGAGUUCUUCGAUAUUUGACUGGCCAAGAGCCAAGGAUCAGUGGAUCUGACGAACACAGUCACUUAGUCGCUGUGUCAGACCAGAUUACAGAGUAUCGCCAAGAGAGUAACGUUCUUUUUGUGGAGGAGAAGCAGAAUCUGUUUAUCGAUGAUGUGCGCGAGGUUGAGGUUUGGUCGCGAGCUUUGUUAAGGCUGAAUCGCUCGGCGUAUGCUAAGUUCUCGUUGGAUGAAACUUCUGCCUGGGCCUUUGACGGGUUAACAUAUCUCUGUUCUUUGGUUGGCCCUGGGAAAGAACCAGAUGGACUUCUUGGUUGGAUUUCAAAGCCCGAGAUAUUCAAUCUGGGUCUCCGCGUUAUUGUCAUCUCAUCUACUCUAGGAUCGGGUGCCCUUCCAGCAGAGAGUCUGCAGGUGCACCCAGAUGCUUUCAUGGCGUCGCUCAGAUCCCUCUUGCAAACAGGCAAAAUUUCGUCGGUCCAUGAAGAUUGGUUGUCGAGAAUCCAGGCUGGAUGGGAAAUGUGA